UUACUAUUCUCUUCUCUCGUCUUGCAUUAAAACUUCGGAGUACACGAUCUCUAAAACGAAAGCUGGGUCUUUUUAUUUUAAUUUAAUAGAAGAGGUCGAAGAGGGCUGCAAAACAGCAUCUCCUCUAAACAUUGGUGGCCCCGACGUGAUGCUAUCGGGUUUUAAUGCAAAUCGCAACUUCGGUUCUAACCUUUUGCUAUCUGGCCAAACGCCGGCAGGCACAUUUCUCACUAACAAAUACAAUCGUCUCCAGAAAACGGUAAUCGCGUUUUCCUGUGCUAAAAUUUGAAUUUCGAAAUCGUCAAGGGUAAAUUUCUUGUAUCCGUUAGUCGUGCUACAGUAAAACACAUCUAAGAUGCACAGUGAUGUUGACAACUUGCCACCGGCUGAUAUUGACUUCUACAAGGCUAAGCGCGCAUCCAUUUAGCGCCAACUAAUUAGCGCAAACUAAUCGACAAUGGGCAAUAGGCAACCAUUUCAGCAGCGGCGACUUAAGCACCUACGAUAAAGCCGACUUAAUAGUUCGUAUAGACACAGUUAAUAAAAUGAAGGACGACUUCGAAAUGUGGCAAGAUAAACUGGAAAGGGUGGACCUGCUCGAGCUCUCUUCAAAUACUCGCUCCGAGUUCGCAACUUCCUAUUGGAAAGAAAAGUCUUCACUGACUCGCCACAUGGAUACCUUUAUGAAGUCACACAUCGCAUAUACUAACUUAACAACACUUCCUGCCUACCAGGAGCCAUGUUCGAGCUUUGGACUGGCAAAUGUUGAAAAGGGAUCUUCAGAAGCUCUGCGCGGUCUGAAUGAUAAAAUCAACUCACACCUUCGGGCACUAAGCACUAUGUCAACCAUUUCUCAACUGGCCGAUGGACUACUCAUUCACAUUAUCUCAAGCAAGCUUGACCGCAACACUCAGGAAAGAUGGGAGGAGGCCCUGCCAUGCGACAAGCUGCCCAGCUGGAGUGAUAUGACAACCUUUCUGGAACGGAGAUGUCGCUUGCUGGAAAAUCUAGCCUUCAGAAGACCCUAACGACUUGGAGAUUCUUACACCCGGCCUAUUUAUCUGGGGCAAGCCAAACGCAACGAUCGACGAGCCUGAUUUGAUCCAACUAAACGCAGGUCACCUCAGUCGCUGGCAAAAGGUUUGCCAAAUGCAGCAAGCGUUCUGGAGGAAGGGGACAUCCUACUUGUCCGUGUUUCAAGAACGUGGAAAGUGGAAAACGACUCGACAAAAUCUCCAACCUGGAACCCUGGUCCUGAUAAAGGAGGACAACGCCCCGGAGUGGCCCCUCGGUAGAGUGGGCAGCGUCAUCGCAGGAGUGGACGGCAUUUCAAGCAAAGACUGGUCAGGAGAGCCAUAUCAAGGAUCGCCGUUCUGCCAAUCGAAACCAAAUCGGUUGCAAGCCAUCAUUUUCCAACGGGGGGAGCAUGUUCGCAGCAGAACGCCUAAAUUUUAUUUACUAUCAGUUUGUAAAUAUAACGUAAAGUUUGCUAACAACUGUGUAGCAUCUGCGUUGCGCUAACAGCACCAGUUAAUUUAACAGUACGCAUGUAAAACCUCGAAAACAAUUACUGUACAACCCUUACUAUUCUCUUCUCUCGUCUUGCACUAAAACUUCGAAGUACACGAUCUCUAAAACGAAAGCUAGGUCUUUUUAUUUUAAUUUAAUAGAAGGGGC
Molecule: messenger RNA, 1677 nt
Organism: Drosophila biarmipes
Lineage: Eukaryota; Metazoa; Arthropoda; Insecta; Diptera; Drosophilidae
Exons: 3
Coding region: 546-1028 (160 amino acids)
Source: RefSeq, a predicted model, not a curated record